CAACGCACUGAAGAGAAAGAGAGUAAAACAAAGGAAAUUUUAGUUCGGAAGAAGGUUUAAAGGAAAAGUACGUGUUGCAAUACGUAUAUAUCAGAAAUGCAAGCGAGUCCGAUGUUGUCCCUCAAGUCUCCGAGUUAUAAUUCCAACACCAAUCUCACUGAAAUUGCUGCUAGAGUUGUCAAAGAAUUCAACGCUGAAGAUGAAACAGAUUCCGACUUUUUCUUCAAUCAUGAGACAUUCAGCUGUGCAGUACAGAAUUUGAAUGAGAAAGCUGAAGUACUGGAAAAAGAAGAGAACGGUGAUGAUGAUUUUGAGUUUGCUUUUGUUAAUACAGAAUCUGAACUUUCACCUAUUUCUGCUGAUGAAAUCUUCUGCAACGGUCAGAUCCGUCCAAUUUUUAACACAGAUUUAUUCUCACACGAUGUUCCAUUCAAAAAUGAAAAGGUUUCGGCUCCGACGGCGUCAAUUCGACUUCCGUUAAGGAAGCUUUUCAUUGCGGAGCGUGAAACUACGCCGUCGGAAGCCGACAACUUAGAAAGCAUUCCUCCGGGAACUUACUGCGUGUGGAGGCCGAGAGCGGCGGAAGAUUCUCCAACUGGACAGUGUAAGAAGAGCAACUCCACCGGCUCCUCCUCUAAGCGGUGGAAGUUACGGGACUUCCUUCACCGGAGUAACAGCGACGGUAAAGAUACUUUCGUGUUUUUGACGACUCCGUUUAAUAAGAAGAGAGAAGAGAAAGCAGAGAAUACGACGGCUGACUCUGCUAAAACCGCAGGAAAAGUUGCCGGAGUUCCCGUCGGUGAAGGUUUUCCGGCGGUGCGUUGCCCGAAGAACGGAGGUGAUAUUAGACGGAAGUCGUACUUGCCAUACAGGCAAGAUUUGGUAACGUGAAUGGGUUGAAUAGGAGUUUACCGCCUUUCCGAGGUUAAUAACCGCGGAUAUAUGGAAUAUUCAUUCAUCAUUAUUACUUAUAAAACAGUUAAGCUUUUAACUAUGGGUAGUAAAUUGGUGAUUAAUAAGCAUGUGUAAAUAUCUGUAUAAAGUUUUCUACUCUUUGUUAUCUAUGCCUAUGUAUAAUCAGGUUAUAUCGCAAAUAGUGAUUUAAGCAUGUGUAAAUAAAUAUCUUUACAGCUUUGGA
Molecule: messenger RNA, 1138 nt
Organism: Nicotiana tabacum (common tobacco)
Lineage: Eukaryota; Viridiplantae; Streptophyta; Magnoliopsida; Solanales; Solanaceae
Source: RefSeq, a predicted model, not a curated record